AUGUCAAACUGGCAGAGUCCACCCAAUGCUGCAUAUCCAAGUCAACCAGGACCUGCAGGAAACUUUGAUCAAUCAUAUCCACCACCAGGUCCAGGUUUUGUACCACCAGGAGGAGGUAAUUUUGGUCAAGGUCCAUUACUACCACAACCAGGAGUAAUACCACCAUCCGGCAUGUACAGUACAAGUUAUCCAGAAGAUCCAACACAAGAUGAAGCCAAGGGUUUUGAUUUUAGUGAAAAAAGUAUACGUUUGGGUUUCAUCAGAAAAGUUUAUUCACUUCUUAUGAGUCAGCUAUUGCUGACAUUUGGAAUUGUUGCUUUUAUUUUUUUUCAUCCAGCAACAAAUUCAUUUGUAAAAAGUAAUAGAUGGUUAUUUUGGGUUGCAUUUGUUGUUGGGUUUGUUACUCUUAUUUGUAUGGUAUGUUGUUCAACUGUCGCACGUAAAACACCAAUGAAUUAUAUUUUUCUAUUUAUCUUCACUGGUGCUGAAAGUUUUCUUGUUAGUGUAAUUACAACAAAAUAUCGUGGAGAAGAGAUACUUCUUGCUUUUGGAAUAACGAUUGUUCUUUGUUUUUCAUUGACUUUGUUUGCCUUCCAAACGAAAUGGGAUUUCACAGGAUUACAUACUGUUUUAUUUGUUUGUUUAAUUGGACUAAUGAUUUUCAGCAUCCUUACAAUAUUUUGGACAGAUAAAAUAAAAGUAAUUAUAUAUGGCUCAUUGGGAGCAAUAUUGUUUUCAUUUUAUCUUAUUUAUGAUACACAAAUGAUGAUGGGUGGUGAACACAAGUAUUCAAUAUCACCAGAAGAUUAUGUAUUUGCAACACUCAGUCUUUAUCUUGAUAUUAUCAAUAUUUUCCUUUAUAUUCUCCAGAUUAUUGGAGCAUCUGAUUAA
Molecule: messenger RNA, 891 nt
Organism: Aphidius gifuensis
Lineage: Eukaryota; Metazoa; Arthropoda; Insecta; Hymenoptera; Braconidae
Product: protein lifeguard 1-like
Exons: 4
Coding region: 1-891 (296 amino acids)
Cellular component (GO): membrane
Source: RefSeq, a predicted model, not a curated record